AUGUUUUUCCUCUGGGCGGUCCUCUGUGUUUUCGGCUUUACCAAUGCCUUGCCUCUGCAGGUCAAUCCCCGCGGCCUCGAUCUUCCCGUCUGCAUUGUGGGUGCUGGGCCCGCUGGACUGGCUGCUGCGAAACGUCUCGAGUCCAAAGGCAAAAAAGCCGUAAUAUUCGAAAAGCAGGCUGAGGUGGGCGGCAAGUGCCAGACGUACUAUGACAAAGGCGGUUUCCACCCUCUCGGAGCAUUGCUCUUCUCAAACGCAACGUACACCGAAACAGUCAAGAUUGUGGAUGAGGCGAAUGUCCCAAUCUAUCCAUUCUCCGCCAAUGGCGGAGGUGAGGGCUGGAACUACAACUGGACAACUGGUGCUACCAUGGAAAUAGCAGCCACGUCAGCUCAAUUCCAAGCCGCACUUGGGGCCGAGAUUGGAAGAUAUAUUCAGCUAUGGAAUCAAGUCUUUGCACCUAUCAGCGGAGUUGGCUACAAAAAAGGCGUCCCCCACAACCUCACCGUCUCAACCGCCGACUGGCUCUCCACCAAUGGUUUCCAGUACUUCCCGGCUCUCAUCAUCCCGGCCAUGACUCCCUACGGCUAUGGAGACUUCCGCCAAGUCCCUAUCCUCUACAUGCUGCAAUACUUCACUCCCGACAUCAUCCUCUUCUUUGCGGGUCAGCACACCGGCUACUUGGUUGACUUCCACACUGUCUUCAAAAACUUCGCCGCCUCGCUCUCAACCACUCAAAUCCACCUCAACACUACAAUUGAGUGGAUCGACCGCUCCGGCUCAACCCCUGUCCUCCGCUAUCACGAUCCCCACCCGGAGACCUAUCACAACCACACCGAGCCCUGCCAACAUCCCUCGCAUACGAAGAUCCAGGUCUGCUCCUCCCUGAUUAUGGCAUUUCCCCCGACUCUUAAAGCGCUCGAGGGAGCCCAUCUCGACAUCUCGACCGAAGAGCAGAGGGCGUUCGGCCCCGUGGGUGUGAACACGUACUACUCUGGCGCUGUCCGCACCCGCACUCCCUAUGGUCUUGCUUUCCGCAUCGACCAAACCACUCCCUUCACUCCGCCCGACGCGGAUGGCGAGCCGGUCACGCUUAUCAAGAUCUCCCCGUACUCGGAUGUUGCGACGACGUGGAGCUGGGGCGCUUAUCGCGUGCCUCAGACUAUCCAGCAAGCGAAGGAAUUGUUGAAAUGCACGCUCUCCAAAAUCAACAAGGAUCCACGGAAUGCUACCGAUGUUGCGGUUCCGGUCACGGAUGCGGACGUGGUGGGUUUCAGGAAGUGGGACUAUUUCCCCCACUACGACACCGAGCAGCUUGUGGUUGGGGCUUACGACAAGUUCAACGCGCUCCAGGGGAAGCAGAAGACGUACUACGCAUCCGGAUUGAACGGCUUCGAAACUAUCGAGUUCGCUGUCCGCGCGGGGUACGACGUGGCGGACUCUAUUUGCUGAGUACGGACGACGACCUAUUGCUAAUGAACAAACGAACGAACGAACGAACGAGAAACAAAUAGACGACGACGAUCUGCAUAAUCCUCAACGAACUAGAAACC
Messenger RNA from Mytilinidion resinicola, 1553 nucleotides. RefSeq names its product FAD/NAD(P)-binding domain-containing protein. Bases 1 to 1452 code for a protein of 483 amino acids. The record is from RefSeq and is a predicted model, not a curated record. NCBI's taxonomy places the organism in Eukaryota, Fungi, Ascomycota, Dothideomycetes, Mytilinidiales, Mytilinidiaceae. The transcript has 3 exons. Gene Ontology annotation, molecular function: oxidoreductase activity.